Molecule: messenger RNA, 1506 nt
Organism: Jaminaea rosea
Lineage: Eukaryota; Fungi; Basidiomycota; Exobasidiomycetes; Microstromatales
Product: putative mannose-1-phosphate guanylyltransferase
Exons: 2
Coding region: 1-1506 (501 amino acids)
Biological process (GO): GDP-mannose biosynthetic process; polysaccharide metabolic process
Molecular function (GO): mannose-1-phosphate guanylyltransferase (GTP) activity
Source: RefSeq, a predicted model, not a curated record
AUGCCACCCUCAAAUGGCAAUGUCGGAGGUCUUGGCCUCGACACGAAUGUGAAGCCAUCGACGUCGCAUCCGGCUACACAAGAUGCACCACCAGCAGCAGCAACAGCAGCAGCAGCAGGAGGACUCAAUGACCAGUCGAUGAUGAUGCAGGUGCUCAGCGGGAUUCAGGACAUGCAAAAAGAGCUGACCCGCCUGAACCGACGUCUGGAUGCCAUGGAAGCGCCAGACAUGUCAGGCUCCUACUCGCCCCUCUCACGCCCUUUGCCCAUCUCGCGCUUCAACUCGUACACAAAUGGUACUCCGCGCCUAGGCUCGCCAGACAAGGGGAGCCGCGCUCUACCUCCUCACAUUACCCAACUGGGCACUGCAGAGUCGCAACCAGCCCCCAUCUUGGCAAAGCAGCCAGACCUCGGCCUCUGGUGCGUCGUCCCCGCCGGAGGAGCAGGCACCAGGCUCUGGCCCUUGAGCAGGGAGAACUACCCAAAGUUCCUCCUCGACCUCACUGGCUCAGGCCGUACCCUCCUCCAGAGCACCUGGGAUCGUCUCCUGCCCCUCGCCGGCGCCAAGCAACUCAUGGUAGUCACAGGCUCAGCACACACAGACCCCGUGAUGGGCCAAUUGCCCGAGCUCGAAGAGUCAAACGUCUUCGCAGAGCCAUCGCCCAAGGAAAGUAUGGCAGCCAUUGGUCUCGCCGCCGCAGUCCUCCAACGUCGUGACCCAGAGGCUGUCCUGGGCUCCUUUGCCGCUGAUCACAUCAUCUCAGGUCGCGACGCCUUUGAGUCUGCCGUAACCGAGGCAGUUGCAGUAGCUAAAGCCGGCUUCCUCGUCACCAUCGGAAUUGCCCCCUCACACCCUUCUACGGGCUUCGGAUACAUCAAACUCGGAGAGAACCUUCGCGUCUCGUCCGCCCCAAACGCUCGCAAGGUCAUUGAUUUCAAGGAAAAGCCUGACGCGCGGACUGCCUCGGCGUACCUGGCCACAGGUGACUACAGGUGGAACGGAGGCAUGUUCGUCGUCAAGGCUGCUGUGUUGAUGAGCCUGCUCAAGAAGAGCAUGCCCUCCCUUCACGAAGGACUGGACAGGAUCGCUGCAGCAUGGGACACGGCCGAUCGACAGAGCGUGCUGCACGAGGUCUGGCCCACGCUGGACAAGAUCGCCAUCGAUCAUGCUGUUGCCGAGCCUGCGGCUAGAGCCGGACAGGUAGCUGUCAUUCCCGCCACAUUUGGUUGGGACGACGUGGGAGACUUCUCGUCGCUGGCUGACCUGCUGCCAGCAGAGAAGGGCGAGGCUCGCGUCUUGGGAGAGUCGAAGCUGGUCAUCACCGAGGGCCAGGCCGGUGGGCUCGUCGUGCCGGCUGGCGGCAGACCCAUCGCCUGCUUGGGCGUAGAUGAUGUGGUUGUCGUGGAUACGCAGGAGGUGCUACUCGUCACGACGAGGGCGAGGGCGCAGGAGGUAAAGAAGAUGGUGGCCAAGAUCAAGGCGAGGAAUAUGGGCUAUCUGACAUAA